CUUUUUCUCUCCCACGCAAUUUUUCAAUAGCUCCUUCGUUGCCUCUCUCUCUCUCUCUCUCUCUCCUCUUCCUGUUGGGAAAGCAGAGGGCAGAUAAUGGAGGGUUUAAGACCGAAACUAAAGCAGGCGUCCCUGCUCUGGCUCGAUGGUUUACUGGACGCUUGUUGUCUCCACCGGGUCGUCAUCUACUGUCUCAGGUCGAGACAACUUGCGAUCCGAACAGGGCAGUGCUUUCUCUUGAACGGCUUGAUUUUCCUAGGAAGUAUAUUUCUUCUAAAUUCAGUAAUAAUUCCAACACUACAAUGGAUAUUACCUGAUCAAUGCCCACAUAAUGGAGAACCUUGCUUAAUUGAUGGUAUUUCAAAACUAUAUUCCUUCUUACAUCUUGGACUCCUACAACUCUUUUAUGUAUUGUGGUUCUAUCCGAUGUAUGUAUUCAGCUUUAUUCUAAGCACCAUGUGGUACAAUGAUAUUGCUAAGUUCGGUUUUCUUGUGAUGGGAAAACAAGGGCCCCCAACAGAAAUGCCAGGUCAACAGGAGCUAUCAAGCUCGUCGAAUGCAACUCAGAUGGAUAAACGUAUUGACCUUGGGGGGGCUGUGAUUGGAAUAGCCGAACAGGUCUAUUCAGUCAUCCUCUUGAAUAUCUUCUUCCUAGAGGUUUAUGUUACUGGGUUGAUACCUUAUAUGGGGAAGCCACUGAAUUUCUUACUUAUUUCCUGGAUGUAUGCUUACUACUGCUUUGAGUACAAAUGGAAUUUCUCCGGACUGAGUUUGGACAAAAGGCUUCACUUCUUUGAAUCCAACUGGGCUUUCUUUGCUGGUUUUGGGAGCCCCUGUGUUCUGCCUUUGUUCUUUUUCACUCCUCUUGUUAGCUACGGGGUCAUGGCUAUACUCUUUCCACUGUUUGUUCUGACAGCAGCAGGCUCAGAUGCUGACAAGCUCAUUAUUUCUCAAAGAAGAAAAUGGAAGGGUGCAGGUUUGGGAAGGCUUCCAAUAUUUUGUGCCGCAGAUUAUUUGUCGAUGCGCAUCUUGUCUUUCUUCCCCAUGAAAUCUCGCGACCCAAUUCAAGUUGACAAGGCACUUUGAGAAUAAGCAACUUGAUGUGGCAUGCCGCACAUGAAGUGUCGAUGCGUAAGUUGAAAGUUGAAACCCAACCUUUUUCUACAUUACGUUGAUAUGUACGUAGUUUUUGAUGUUCACCAAAACCACUCUACCGUUGAUUAACAAUAGAUACUUCCUGUACAUAUCAUUCAGUUACAUCGGUGAUUUAUUGAGCAGAUAACCUGUGUCGUUACCAGAAAUGGUGAUUUGGGAAGUACUGCUUGAUGUUGUUAUACUUAUAGAGUGCAGCAGCUCAAGGUAAAAGUAAAGUGGCAGCUGUAAUUAGGUCUGUAUUUAGGCAACUCUGUGACUAAGCCUUAAUUUUCUUUGAUUUUUUGGGAGAAAAA
Molecule: messenger RNA, 1448 nt
Organism: Rhododendron vialii
Lineage: Eukaryota; Viridiplantae; Streptophyta; Magnoliopsida; Ericales; Ericaceae
Product: protein EI24 homolog
Exons: 11
Coding region: 97-1086 (329 amino acids)
Biological process (GO): macroautophagy
Cellular component (GO): endoplasmic reticulum
Source: RefSeq, a predicted model, not a curated record